Messenger RNA from Cricetulus griseus (Chinese hamster), 1461 nucleotides. Lineage: Eukaryota; Metazoa; Chordata; Mammalia; Rodentia; Cricetidae. The record is from RefSeq and is a predicted model, not a curated record.
AUGGGCAACACUAGAGUGGAAGGGAUUGAGCAGUGCCUUGGAUUCUGGGACGUGCUUCCAGCUGAGAAGAAUCUCAGCCCAGAAGGAAGAAGGGCAGCAGAGCCUGAGUUCUGUGUUGGAGCUGAGACUCUUCUUCUUAGAGGGAGGACAGCAACCUCCCUUCUAAACUUCUGGCUCCUGUCCACCGGUGCCCACAUGACCACUGAAUUAGUGCCACUCCAAGUGGCUGAAGGAGAAAACGUCCUUUUUCUUGCUCACGAUCUUCCUGAGAGUCUGACAGCCUUCGCCUGGUUCAAAGGGCUAAGAAGCACAAAAAAAGGAAUUGCACUGUAUUCACUGUACCAGAAUGUAAGUGGGCCAGGGCCUGUGCACAGUGGUAGAGAGACAAUAUAUCGCAAUGGAUCCCUGUGGCUGGAAAAGGUCACCCAGAAGGACUCAGGAUUCUAUACCCUACGAACCUAUAAUAUACGUGGAAAACUCAUAGCAACCACAUCUAUAUACCUUCACGUGCACGCGUUCCUUUGGAAAUGUGGGCGGUUUGACAUCUCUGGUCAGCCCACGAUUGAGUCAGUGCCACCCAGCGUUGCUGAAGGGGGAAGUGCUCUUCUACGUGUUCGCAAUCCCCCAGAGAAUAUUAUAGCCUUUGCCUGGUUCAAAGGAAUGACUGUGUUAAAGGACCAGGAAAUUGCCCGGUAUAUAACAGGUAGGAAAUCACCUGUGACAGGGCCUGCAUACAGUGGCAGAGAGACAUUGUACCAGGAUGGAUCCCUGCUGCUUCAUGGUGUCACACGGAAAGAGCCUGGAUUGUACACUCUACGGAUUCUGAGGACAGAUAUGAAAAGUGAAGCAGCAACAGUGCAGCUCCAGGUGGACACCUCUCUUUCUCUGUGUUGUAACCCUCUCACCUCUGCCCAACUCAUGAUCCAACCAGUGCCUCAGUAUGCUGCUGAAGGGGAAAGUAUUCUUCUCCAAGUUUAUAAUCUUCCAGAAGAUCUGCAAGCCUUUUCCUGGUACAAAUCGAUAUAUAGGGGCCAGGUUCUUAAAAUUGUAGAAUACAGCAAUAUCAUAUAUCCCGCCUCCUGGGAGCCUGCAUACAGAGACAGAGGGAUGGUGUACAGUAAUGGAUCCCUGUUGCUCGAGAACGUCACAAAGCAAGACGCAGGAAUGUAUGCACUAGCAGUUUUAAAUGAAGAUUUCAAAUUAGAAGAGGCAUAUGUGAAAAUUUAUGUGAACAAGCCUGUGACACAGCCCACGGCGCAAAUCACAGAGACCACAGUUGCAGGACGUCGUUCUGCGAUCCUCACCUGCAUCUCUCCUGACACCGACGUCUCCAUCCGUUGGAUCUUCAAUAACAAGACUCUGCAGCUCACAGAGAGGAUGUUUGUGUCCCCGACAAACUGUGAUCCACAGUUUGCUGAAAACUCCUUCACAUCAGGGCAGGUCACGCUGCUUUCAACCUGA